AUGAGCGCUGUCGCAGCGCGCAAAGCUCGGCAGCAGCAAGCGCAAACUGUGACUGCGAAAAGCCAACCAGCGGUUGAAGAAGCAGCAUCAGAGCCACCUUCGAAGCGCCCUCGUCGAUCUCUUGAGAGCACAGUCGCUGAAAAAGUGGACUCAGAGCCUCGCAAUCUUCGAACGCGUUCUAAGAAACAACAAGGCCCGCCACCAACGGAGAAACGACCCGUCACGAGACAAUCUACCAGACCCAAUCAGACCGAGACUCAGUCAUCCGGCUCAGAGGUCGACGAAGGAGAUAAUCAGGGCGAACAAGAAUCCUAUGAAGAAUCCCUUGCCGGGGCUCCUGAAGAGAUGUCGGAGGACGAAGUAGCGUCUGUCGCUGGCGACCCUGAUGGCUAUGAAUCACCCGCAGAGACACCUGCGGAGCUUCAAAAUUUCCCGCUAUCAAAGACUCGAUUAAAUAAGAGCAACAUAGUAUACUCCGACGAGACUACACUCUGCAUUCGUAUUGCGGAGAAAAUGAAUUUGGCAUUAAUAGGCCAAUACGACCUCUGGGUGAAACGCGGAGUUGUCAGCCUUAUGGGUGCCAAAUUACAUCCCUCUCCGAAACUCUACAGGGUGUACGCUCCUGCGACUCACUCUCUGCCUGUCAUAAAGUGCGUCUCGAGCACGGACGGUGCAGCAGAAGUUGAGAUUAAGUCUUGUAAAAGCGGGCUCUUUCAGUUGCGGGACCUGUCACCGUUAUAUCAGAGAAUAUGGAAUGGUCAAAACACUGCUGCAGAUAAAGUCACACUGAAAUCCGCUCCCAAGGGCUCUCGCCGGACUUUCUCAGUGACAGAAAAUGGAUUCACCAAUUCUGAUGGCGUUGCCUUCAUCGACCUCGAUCCAGGACAGCCAGAAUUCGCCCCAAUGGGUCAGAUCUACCUCGCACAUCUCAAAGCCCCUUUCUUCGGCCCACCCUUCACUCACCCAUCCCUAGAUGUUGCGCAAGAUGGCAAGAUCAUGCGCGCGCACCACAUAGGCGCAACAUCGCCAAAAGAAAACCCCGAUCACUAUGCCUUAGCAACGAUGGACCUGCUGGAUCAGUACCGUUCAUUGCUGGCACAAUAUCCUCAAUGUCCGCUGAUCGUCAAUUACCCUGGGUGGAUUUUUGGACAGGGCCUAGAAGUAGCGACGUGGCUGGUCAAGUUCCUCGGCCUUUCCGAUGUGGUUUACAUGAGCGAAAAGGGACCGUCCGAAGUCGUAGAGCCACUUAGCGUGGCCGCAGCGGAAGCUCGUGUUCCUCUGACAAUUCUACCAUCUCAACCUACCGACUAUGUUAGUCGAUCUAGUGCCCAACUGCGCUCGAUGCAAGUGCAAUCCUACUUCCACAUGUCUCACCCGGAGGGAAUCAACAAUCCCGUUUGGCAGGGAACGCCAUUGUCCCGUACCCGGCCCAUCGUUGUGGACUAUGCUGGUCCAAGGCAAGGAAUUGCUGGCAUUAUGGUUAUGGGGUCUCAGAUCCAUCCCGAUAUGCUCCGUGAGGUGCUAGAAGGACCUCCCUACCUCUUCGCCGUAUCAGGAACUGGCACGCCACCAGAUCCGAAAGCCUCCAAUUGUCUUGGCCUGGCAUUAAUCCGCUCCGUGGAUCCGUCAUCACACAAACUUGAAUUGUCCACUCCUAUCGCACCUUCGAGUCUCCGUGAGACAUUUCAACAGGGGCAUCAGCUGGUGCUGGUUCGUGGCCAGCUUGACAACCCCAAUUGGGCUGUCAGCGAAGAAUACCAUGCUGCACGAGCUGCUGAGCGCCAGUAUCAACAAUCUUUCUCGGUCGGUAAAGAAGCAGCGGCUUCUGGGCACUCGAAGCAGACGGGGGAUCAAGCGUCACACGCUCGCGCACUUGCUCAAUUGCGGGAGAGAAUACGUCGGGCUAGCCAGGUCCCUUGGAUGACGGUCGUGGAAGAUAACAGCCGCCGUCACCGAGAGGCCAUUGAGCGCCGUGAAAAGUCGUUAUGGAAGCUGAGAAAGAAGGCAUACCCCGGGAGUGAGAGCGAGACGGACUGA
Molecule: messenger RNA, 2037 nt
Organism: Penicillium chermesinum
Lineage: Eukaryota; Fungi; Ascomycota; Eurotiomycetes; Eurotiales; Aspergillaceae
Gene: grc3
Exons: 4
Coding region: 1-2037 (678 amino acids)
Biological process (GO): cleavage in ITS2 between 5.8S rRNA and LSU-rRNA of tricistronic rRNA transcript (SSU-rRNA, 5.8S rRNA, LSU-rRNA)
Cellular component (GO): nucleus
Molecular function (GO): polynucleotide 5'-hydroxyl-kinase activity
Source: RefSeq, a predicted model, not a curated record